Molecule: messenger RNA, 1537 nt
Organism: Teleopsis dalmanni
Lineage: Eukaryota; Metazoa; Arthropoda; Insecta; Diptera; Diopsidae
Product: microtubule-associated protein RP/EB family member 1-like
Exons: 2
Coding region: 340-1176 (278 amino acids)
Biological process (GO): spindle assembly; regulation of microtubule polymerization or depolymerization; protein localization to microtubule plus-end
Cellular component (GO): microtubule plus-end; microtubule organizing center; cytoplasmic microtubule
Molecular function (GO): microtubule plus-end binding
Source: RefSeq, a predicted model, not a curated record
UUACAGAUUUCGUAAUUCCUUGUAAUAGAAUUACCAAAAUCAAUGAGCAAAAUAUUUUUAACCAAAUUAUACUAAAUUUAAAUAUAUUCAAUAUACUUUUAGAAUAAUAAAAAAUCAAAAUUUUCAGAUUUAAGGCAAUUAAUGGAUGAUGAUUUCGGAUUCAAAAGUUUGAACACAGUAUAAACUUAAGCAGCAACUGUUGGGUCCGUAUUCAUACAUGUACACCAGAAGAGUCAGACCUGACUUACUCUACAAAGAACCUAAGAGCCCUGAAUUGUACUCUUCCCAAAGUUUCAAAUAUUAUUGAGUUUAAUGGCAUAUUAAUGACAAAAAAUCGCAAUGCCAAAGCAUAAAAAAAAAUCAACAGAGACUAAAUCUCAAAAAAAACAAAAACUGCUGAAAUGGGUCAAUUUAAGGCUUCGCACACAUUUUGUAAAAAUAGAUGAAAUGUGUUCUGGUGCAGCGUAUUGCCAACUUUUCGACAUUGUCUUUCCAAGUAUAAUUAAAUUACACAAAAUUCUAUUUACUACCAGCUACGAAAAAGAAUAUAUAAAGAAUUUUAUUUUACUACAAAAUGGAUUUGAUCAGCUACAUAUCAAAAAGAUAAUACCAAUUACUAAAUUGGUUAGCGGCGAUCCUAUCGAAAAUUUUGAAUUUCUAGCAUGGUUUAAGAAAUUAUUCGAUGAACACAAUGAUAAAGGAAAUGAACUUUUCUAUGAUGCAGAAAAGGCUAGAGACUAUGCCCCAAUUUGCAUAAAUUCUCCUGGAUCAAAUAGAAUUCCACCUAUUUAUGUAAGACCGAAUCCAAAUAUUUUUGAUACUCCAAAAAUUUCAAUUACGGCCAAUACAAUGAACUUAGAAAAAUCACUGGAAGAUAUAGAUAAUACUGAAGAAACAAAUGUGGAGAAUUUUGUAUCGAAACUUGUGUACAUUAAUAAGCGUAUGAAAAAGAUGCACAAUGUUUAUAGAUCCCAAAAGAAAACAACUGAUUGGUUAAUAACGAAGGUCAAGGAAAUUGAAGAAAUCUGCGCGAAAUCACUCAGUCGUACUUUUAAAAGUCCUUGGCUACAAAGUUUGGAUAAUAUUCUAAAUGCUCAAACAUUACAUGAAAUUUGGAUGUUAAAUGACGAGCACACUAAGAAAAUACGAAAGGAAAUGGAUAGAGACCAUACUUAAGAAGUGUUAGUUAUUAUGACACAAAUACAGUAAACGGAAAAUUCAUAUUAACGAUAUUUAAUAGAGAAAUAUAUAUAAUAAAACUCGCCAAAUUACACAUGACUCCUUAUAACACCAAUUAUAUUAGCUUUGGAAAUGAUUAUGCUGAGUGAACUUUUUAAUAAAGCGAACCAAAGAUGACAAGACAACUCAUACUAAACCAAAUGUAUAAGUGACCCAGCCUACAAUCACAUAACAUCAACUAAUUGAUUGUUAUCUAAAAUAGUUGGAUUAAUAACAAUAAUAAAUAUAAAUAAUAAAUAAAUAAAGAGAACAAUUUUGAUCAUCUGUUCUUUGAUUUUUCGAUGAAACUUAAUAAAUA